This is a messenger RNA of Ictalurus furcatus (blue catfish), 1080 nucleotides long. RefSeq lists its product as uncharacterized. The transcript has 2 exons. The record is from RefSeq and is a predicted model, not a curated record. The coding region runs from base 1 to 1080 and encodes 359 amino acids. NCBI's taxonomy places the organism in Eukaryota, Metazoa, Chordata, Actinopteri, Siluriformes, Ictaluridae.
AUGGACUUGAGUAUCCCCUCCCAUGACACUGCACCUAACCCCUCCUAUAACCUUCCUCACAACCCCUCCCAUAAUCCUCCUCACAAGACCUUCCAUAUCCCUCCUCACAACCACUUCCAUAACCCUGCUCACAACCCCUCCUAUAACCGUGCUCACAACCCCUCUUAUAAGCCUGCUCAUAAUCCCUCUCAUAACCCUCCUCACAACACCACCCAUAACUCUGCUCAAAACCCCUUGCAUAACCCUCCUCACAACCCCGCUCUAGCUCUGCUCACAAACCCUCCCAUAACCCUCCUCACAAACCCUCCCAAAAAACUCCCCACAACCCCUCCCAUAACCCUGCUCAUAACCCCUCACUUAACCCUACCUCCCAUUAAACUGCUCAGAACCUCUCAUAACCUUCCUCAAAACACCACCCAUAACCCUGCUCAUAACACCUCCCAUAACCCUCCUCAUAUGACCUCCUAUAACCCCUCCCAUAAGCCUCCUCACAACCCCUCCUAUAAGCCUCCUCACAACCCCUCCCAUAACCCACCUCACAACCCCUGCCAUAACCCUCCUCACAAACCUUCUCAUAAAACUCCUCACAGCUCUGCCCAUAAUGUUCCUCACAACCCCUCCUAUAACCCUCCUCACAACCUCUUCCAUAACCCUGCUCAUAACCCCUCCCAUAACCCUCCUCAUAACCCUUCCCAUAACCCUCACAAAACCACCCAUAACCCUGCUCAUUACGCCUCCCGUUACCAUGCUCAGAACCUCUCCCAUAAGCUUCCUCACAACAACACCCAUAACCCUCCUCACAACCCCUCCCAUAACCCACCUCACAACACCUGCCAUAACCCUCCUCACAACCCCUCCCAUAACCCACCUCACAACACCUGCCAUAACCCUCCUCACAAACCCUCCCAUAAAACUCCUCUCAACUCUGCCCAUAAUGUUCCUCACAACCCCUCCUAUAACCCUCCUCACAACUCUGCCCAUAAUCCUCCUCACAACCCCUCCUAUAACCCUGCUCACAACCCCUCCCAUAACACUCCUCACAACACUUUCCAUAACCCUGCCUCACAACCCCUCCCAUAA